GAGAGCACAACACAUACACCCCGGAGGGGAGGGACGUUAGACAGGAUACGCCCCUUGCCCCAGGUGUUCCGCCUCCUUCCCCCUCCCUUCAGGGACAAAGCUGAGAGGCUUGGGUUUCCACUUCCCGAAGCGCGGCAACGAUGCCCAUGGUCCUGGGUCUGGAAGCCAGGGUUGGUCAUCUGAGACAGACGGCCCCCAGGAGGGCUCCGGCGGAAAAUAUCUCCGGCGUCUACCUCAUGUCCUCCCAGGCCUGGGAGAAAGAUGGCGUCCACCAUUGCGAGAAGUCCCGUCUGCCCCUCUAGCCGCAGCUAGUCUCGUCUCUAUGGCCUCCGAUGAGUUCUAGUUCCACCUAGGGGGAACUUCCCAGGAUGCAUCGCGGCGGUCCCCGGUUCUCGCUAAGAUGGCGACUCCCAUGCAUCGACUUAUCGCUCGGAGGCAGGCGGAAGCAAAUAAGCAACAUGUGAGAUGUCAGAAAUGUUUAGAAUUUGGACAUUGGACAUACGAAUGCACAGGAAAAAGAAAAUACUUGCAUAGACCUUCACGAACAGCAGAACUUAAGAAAGCUUUAAAAGAAAAAGAAAACAGAUUCUUAUUACAACAAAGCAUUGGAGAAACUAAUACAGAAAAAAAGACCAAGAAAAAAAGGUCUAAGAGUGUUACAAGUUCCAGCAGCAGUAGCAGUGGGAGUUCAGCCAGUGAUUCUUCAUCAGAGAGUGAAGACUCCUCUACCUCUUCUUCCUCUGAUGAUAGUGAUACUGAGGAAAGCUCCUCUACUUCAUCAUCAUCACCCUCCUCAACUAGUUCUUCCUCUUCCUCUGAUUCUGAGUCAGAUUCCAGCUCUUCCUCUAGCACCAGCUCUAGCACAGAUAGCAGCUCUGAUGAUGAGCCACCAAAGAAGAAGAAAAAGAAAUAGAAUUUCAUUAAGUCUCUCUGAUCAUUAAGGACUGAUGAAUUGACAAAUGCUAAUGUAUUUCUCAGAAGAGGAGUUGGAAUAUGUUAUGGCCAAAUGGAUUAACUGGUCAAAAUUUCUAUAAUUCAAAAGCUUUCUAAAUGUUUCACAUUUUAAGGGCCUAAAGGUUAUUAACAAAGUAAGUAUGUGAAAAGCAUUUUUUUAUUUUAAGGAGAAUUUGGUUUCUUUUUUUAUCUUAAAAAUGUAUCUUUAAAAUUUAAUCAAAGCUGAAAUCCAGUAAAUCUGGUAUUUAUGUAUUGAAAUGUGUAAACUUUUUCUCUUUGUGAAAUAAAUGCCAUACCUUGUUUAUAUGUUGAUAUUGUAUAUGCUAACACUGGUUUCACUUGUUUUCAGGAUAAUCCUGUAAAAUAACUGGGAACAAUGAAUUUCUAAUGAGUUUGGCUAAAUAUUACUAUAUUAGUCAGAUUGAAUACAGUGUUACUACUAUGAAGGAGUCACCCCAUUGUUAACAAUGUUGUAUUUCUAAGUUUAUCUUUAGAGGGUUUAUUGUUUCUGUGAUAUGGGUUUGUUGUUGUUGUUUUUUUUUAACUUAAUGUCAGAAAUGAAAUGUAAUGAGAUCUGUAUUAACCUAGUAGAUAUUUUUAUUUGUGGGCAACAAUUUUCAACUUGCUGGGGUUUCUAUUUUGUUUUCUUCUGGUUCCCUAAAUACUCAGAGCCAUACUAUUUUGGAGAUAGAAUGUCUGAUAGGAAAACAAUCACCUUGAGUAAGCUAAAGGGAGAAGAAAAAGAAAAUUGAAAUUACUUAGUUUAAUCUUGGUGCCUUUUGAUAAAAAUAUAUGAUGAUAGAAGCGAGUGGCUGCAUGAAAGGUUGAAUUAAGUUUUUUUUGGCACUUAAAUGAAUAUAUAUACACACACACGUUAUAUAAUCUGAAUAUAUUCAUUGGGUGAGUGUGUGUGUGGGUGAGUGUGUGUGUGUGUGUAAAAUCUGAAAUAAGAUACUAACAAAGUUACCAUUCCAGAUGAAUGGCAGAUAAAGGGAUGGGGUGGGGAAUGAAAUAGAGGAUUUUUUCUUUUUAACAAAGUUGAGACAAAACAAGUUGCCUUUUAAUUUCAAAGUACCCAAAAGAAGAUUCUUUCCCUUUACUACUUUUGCAGUUAUUGUGUUGCACAAUUCCUGUGGUACUGGCGUUGUAAUGAAGAGUGUAUGUUGGAUGCGUCCAGUAUGUUUACAUAGAAUGUACACAUUAGUUGAAAUCCAGCAUGAAACAUGCAGGUUAAAAAUAAAAUUAUAGAGUUACACUUCUUAGUAGAUAACAAUUUGUUGUGAUGAGUUUAAUCAGUUGACAGUCAUUUUUAUCCUGUGAUGUAGUCUUUUAAGUUCAUUAUUGAUGGUAUUCCCUUUUUUGGGGGGGGGGAGGAUGCAACAUUAGUGGGAAAAGUUUCAAAUAUCCUGAUUUUUGUUUCAAUAUAGUGUAAACUAUGGAUAUUCAACUAUUUUUAUAUUUUUUAUGAGAAAGUAGCAUAGAGUUACUUUUAAAUAAAAUGUGCUUCUAUUUAAAUGUUGAAAAAUAAGUAUCUUGUCAGUCUUAAGGAGUCUGUAAUUAUUUGUAUGUUUUACAGAAUCACUUGGAAAGAUUGUAAAUAAAUUACUAGAACAUUAUUUGAAAGAUUUGUGUUAAAGAAUGUACCAGUUAACAGGAAAACAAUAAAUUAUCAAACAAGCACAAUUUACCAAGCUGA
Molecule: messenger RNA, 2650 nt
Organism: Trichosurus vulpecula (common brushtail)
Lineage: Eukaryota; Metazoa; Chordata; Mammalia; Diprotodontia; Phalangeridae
Gene: ZCCHC10
Product: zinc finger CCHC-type containing 10
Exons: 4
Coding region: 401-913 (170 amino acids)
Molecular function (GO): nucleic acid binding; zinc ion binding
Source: RefSeq, a predicted model, not a curated record